AUGUAUAUCUCCAAGCCUUCUGUUCUCUACUUCCUCGCCACUGCCACCGCCGGUGCGCAGGCCUUCUCCUUCAAUGAGGCAGUCCUAAAGCCGCGAGCCUCCUGUCCCUCCGUAUGGAAUGAUGUGGUCAGCGAGCUCAACGGCUUGUUCGUGUCUGGCGGACAGUGCAACGACGAUGCUCGCGCGGCCAUUCGCCUGAGCUUCCACGACUGUUUCUCUGGUGCUGGAUGUGACGGCUCGCUCGUCUUGGCCCAAGAGUACACCCGCUCAGAGAACGCAGGCCUGCAGGAUAUUUCUCUCAAAGUCGGUGAUCUGGCAAAUAAGUACAACGUCGGUGUAGCAGACAUGAUCCAGUUUGCUGGUGCGGUUGCAACCACAGCCUGUCCCCUCGGUCCACGCAUUCGGGUCCUCGUUGGCCGCACAGAUUCCAGCACGCCUGCCCCCGAAGGCGAUCUGCCCAACGACAAAGCUUCCGCAUCUACGCUGAUCAGCCAAUUCCAAGCCAAAGGCUUCAGUGCCACUGACCUCGCAGCACUGGUGGGCGCACACAGCGCGGCAAAGCAGUUCAAUGCAAUUCCAGAAAAGUCGGGCCAGUCGCUUGACUCGACGCCUGGCACAUGGGACACCAAGUUCUACUCGGAAACGCUUAAUGGCAAAGCACCCGUCAGCCUUGAUAGCGAUAUCAACCUUUCCAAUGACUCUAGGACUAGUGGCAGCUUCAAGGUCUUCGCAGCCGGACAGGCAGCGUGGGCUGUUGCAUAUGUCAAUGCCAUGAACAAGAUGACGGUUCUGGGCAACAACGUUGGAAACCUGACCGAUUGCACCAGCCUUCUCAUUGGUGGCACCAGUAAACGCGAUGUUAAGGCUGCGGAUAUCGCAGGCAGGAUAUAGUCCGCUCUGGCUACGCGUUAACAUUGUCUCAGCGCUAAGGUUCAGCUUGAUUUUAUCUUAAUUCCCGGCCCGCAUGGAGCACUCAUUUACUCACGACGCAGGUAACAGCAUCUGUCUGUCUUUCGUUUUUCUUAGCGCUCAUUUAUUUCCAAUCUCCAAGAGACAGACCAUGGGGAAGGCGUUGGAGCUCGCGGCGUUAGAUGCAGUUCACUGAUUGAUUGACUGGCCGGCCAUCUGCUUCAGAUUCGCAUAUCUAUUAUCUCCCACAUAAAUAUUUAGGUAGCUACGUACGCAACUUAAGACAGUAAUAGAGAGUAGUUGAAAGCAC
Molecule: messenger RNA, 1219 nt
Organism: Aplosporella prunicola CBS 121167
Lineage: Eukaryota; Fungi; Ascomycota; Dothideomycetes; Botryosphaeriales; Aplosporellaceae
Product: class II peroxidase
Exons: 4
Coding region: 1-891 (296 amino acids)
Biological process (GO): cellular response to oxidative stress; response to reactive oxygen species; hydrogen peroxide catabolic process
Molecular function (GO): peroxidase activity; heme binding
Source: RefSeq, a predicted model, not a curated record